AUGACGAGAAUGAAUUGCAAAAAAGAGUGGGAUGAAGAUUUAUAUACGAUUUUGGCUUUCUCUUAGGCUAUCGAUGAAGCAGUCUUCCCUAUCCUAAUUAGAAUAUUAAAAAGAGAGAAAAUUGAAGACUGUCUAGAAUUUCUCUCUUAAGAUCGAAAUCUAGAGUAAGUCGAAUAAGAAAUAUAAAAGGUAAAAUAAUAUUACAAAUUAUAAGGAAUAUAUGUUGAAUGUGGAAAAAAAUCACAUUAAGUAAAUUAAAGAUGCUCUCAAAAAAAUUAAGGAUCAUGAAUUUAAUGAACUAAAUUACUCGAUAAAUAAAUAUGAAGAAAAUAAAUAAAAUCUAAUCGCAAAAAUAUCAUAAGAUAAGAAAAUCAUAGAAUUUCUAAAAUUCUUCGUUUAUCUUACAGCCUUAGAUGAGAGAUACAUAUAGUGUGGAUCAAAUUCUCUUCAUUUAUUAGUUUAAAUGAAGAUUGACUUAAGAGAAUAAUCUUUUGAAAAUAUUAGAAUUAAAAAUACCACACUCUAAGGAGCAAAUUUCUUGAGAUGUGACUUAAGUGGAACUAAAUUUGAAAAUGUCAAUAUUAGUGGAUUGAAUCUGAAUGAAACCAAAUUAGUUAAUUGUAAGUGGAGGAAUUUAGGCAUAAAUGAGGAAAUUAAGUUAUAUGGUCAUGGUAAUAAGGUCAAUUAAGUAAUUUUUUCUUCAAACUGGAGAUAAUUGGCUUCUUGCAGUGAUGAUAAAUCGAUUAGAUUAUGGGAUAUUAAGACAGGAAAAAUAUCAUUUGUAAUAUAAGAAAAGAGGUAGGUAGAGUCGGUUUGCUUCUCACCCUAAGAGACUAUGAUUGCUUCUUGCAGUGGCACAUUUGUGUUUAUAUGGAAUCUUAAAAUAAGAAAGCACAUACAUAAAUUAAAAGAUCAUAGUGAUUUGGUUAGAUCAGUAUGUUUCUCUCCUGAUGGUGCUGCAUUAGCAUCUUGUGGUUAUGAUAAGUCUAUACGUUUAUGGGAUGUUAAGACAGGAUAAUAAAAAGUCAAAUUAGAUGGUCAUUCAAGUUCAGUUAAUUCUAUUUGUUACUCUCCUGAUGGUACUACAUUAGCAUCUGGUAGUGAUGAUAACUCUAUCCGUUUGUGGGAUUUUAAGACAGGGUAAUAAAAAGCCAAAUUAAAUGGUCAUUCAAGUAAUGUUAGUUCUGUGUGUUUCUCUCCUGAUGGUACUACAUUAGCAUCUGGUAGUUAUGAUAAAUCUAUCCGUUUGUGGGAUGUUAAGACAAGAUAAUAAAAAGCCAAAUUAAAUGGUCAUUCAAAAUUGGUUAAUUCAGUAUGCUUCUCUCCUGAUGGUACUAAAUUAGCAUCUGGCAGUGGUGAUAGCACUAUCCGUUUAUGGGAUGUUCAGACAAGAUAAUAAAAAGCCAAAUUAGAUGGUCAUAUAAGUGAAGUUCUAUCAGUUUGCUUCUCUCCUGAAGGUACUACAUUGACAUCUGGUGGUUCAGAUAAAUCUAUUCGUUUAUGGGAUAUAAAAAUAGGAUAAUAAAAUGCUAAAUUUGAUGGUCAUUCAAAUUGGGUUAAUUCAGUGUGCUUCUCUCCUGAUGGUACUACAUUAGCAUCUGGCAGUUAUGAUAAUUCUAUCCGUUUGUGGAAUUUUAAGACAGGUUAAUAAAAAGCCAAAUUAGAUGGUCAUUCAAAUCAUGUCAUUUCAGUCUGUUACUCUCCUGAUGGUACCACAAUAGCAUCUGGUAGUUAAGAUAACUCUAUUUGCUUAUGGGAUGUUAAGACAGGAUAAUAAAAAGCCAAAUUAGAUGGUCAUACAAGUGGAGUUCUAUCAGUUUGUUUCUCUCCCGAUGGUACUGCAUUAGCAUCUGGUAGUUCAGACAAUUCUCUCCGUUUAUGGGAUAUUAAGAAAGGAUAAUAAAGUGCCAAAUUAGAUGUUUAUUUAAAUUGGGUUAAUUCAGUGUGUUUCUCUCCUGAUGGUACUACAUUAGCAUCUGGUAGUUAUGAUAAGUCUAUCCGUUUGUGGGAUGUUAAGACAGUGUAAUAAAAAGCUAAAUUAGAUGGUCAUUCAAAUUGGGUUAAUUCGAUAUGUUUCUCUCCUGAUGGUACUACAUUAGCAUCUGGUAGUUAUGAUAAAUCUAUCCGUUUGUGGGAUCUUAAGACAGGAUAAUAAAUAGCCAAAUUAGAUGGUCAUUCAAAUCAUGUUAAAUCAGUUUGUUUCUCUCCUAAUGGUAUUGUAUUAGCAUCUGGUGGUUCUGAUAACUUUAUUUGCUUAUGGGAUGUUAAGACAAGAUAAUAAAAAACUAAAUUAGAUGGCCAUACAAAUGGAAUUCUAUCAGUUUGUUUCUCUCUGGAUGGUACAACAUUAGCAUCUGGUAGUUCAGAUAAUUCUAUCCGUUUAUGGGAUUUAGAGAAAUCAGAGGGGAUUCUACCUCAAGAUCAUUGUUACCAAGAUCCUCUUUUUUAGUUUAAAAUUCCACUUUAAAGUCCUUCAAAUUUAUAACAUGGUAUUAGUUUUAUAAUGAUUAGCUAACAUUGAUCGUACAAUAAUCAGAAUAUGUCAAAAUCCAAUUUUGGAAGUCAAAGGAGCUUUAAUCUUAAAAGGAGAAUUUGUGAAUUUUUAAGGUGUAGAUUUACUAUAUUUGUUCAAAUCUAAAGGUAGUUUGAAUUUAGAGAACAAAAUUCUAUAGAAAAAAAGUUGA
This is a messenger RNA of Paramecium octaurelia, 2684 nucleotides long. Lineage: Eukaryota; Ciliophora; Oligohymenophorea; Peniculida; Parameciidae. The record is from the annotation of a GenBank genome assembly.